GAAAGCAGAUACUCCCAAGCCCCAUGCUGUUCCUCUGUUCACUGUUCUGGGACUUUGCGAAAAGUGGAGGUGGAGAAGAAGAUCGAAGAGGAGGUUAUUACAAGAUUAGCCCUUUGCAACUUGCAAGAGGGGCAGUUAAAUUUCAAAAAAGCCAGAUCAGAGAGAAACUUAUGGGGAAUGUUAAAAACCACAAAAAUGAUGGAUUCUUGACCGGUAGAUUGUCUGACAAGACUUCCAUGUGAUCAGUGCAAUUAUCAUUUCUCCCCUCCCUUCAAUUAAAUACCCCCACACCUUCCUUUUUCUUGAUUCUGUAUCCAAUCUCUCUCUCUCACUGCAUUUACUUUCCCACCAGUGUUUCUUGGCUGCCAUUUUUCUCCCCAGUUUUUGCUUUGUAGAGGUUGAAGAAGAAGAAGAACUGGGUUUGAGAUAUGGGGUUUCUCUUUCUCCUGCUACUGGUGUUCUUGGCAGUUUCUGCUGUUUAUGCUGAUGAAGAUGCGUUCGUUGGUGUGAACAUAGGAACCGACCUGUCAGACAUGCCACACCCGACGCAAGUAGUUGCACUUCUCAAAGCCCAGCAAAUUCGUCAUGUCAGGCUGUAUAAUGCAGACCGAGGCAUGCUCUUAGCACUUGCUAAUACAGGCAUCAACGUUGCUAUCUCGGUCCCCAACGAGCAGCUUCUUGGCAUCGGGCAAUCCAAUUCCACUGCUGCAAAUUGGGUCUCGCAAAAUGUUGUGGCACAUUAUCCAGCCACCAACAUUACAACUAUUUGUGUUGGGUCCGAGGUUCCAUCGUCCCUCCCAAAUGCUGGGCGUGUCCUUGUCACUGCCCUCAGGUUCAUUCAUUCAGCUCUCGUGGCGUCCAACCUCGACAGGCAAGUGAAAGUUUCGAGCCCUCUUGCUUCGUCCAUAAUCCUCGACUCCUUCCCCCCGUCCCAGGCCUUCUUUAACCACUCCUGGAAACCCGUCUUGGUCCCAAUGCUUAAUUUCCUGCAAUCUACUGGCUCGUUUUUUAUGCUCAAUGUAUACCCUUAUUACGAGUAUAUGCAAUCGAAUGGCGUUAUUCCCCUCGAUUAUGCUCUCUUCAAGCCCCUUUCUGCUACCAAAGAAGCCGUGGAUUCCAACACCCUCCUCCACUAUACCAACGUGUUUGAUGCUAUGGUCGACGCUGCUUACUUUGCAAUGGCUGAUCUUAACUUCACGAGCAUUCCUGUCGUGGUGUCCGAGUCGGGCUGGCCAUCGAGAGGUGACUCUCACGAGCCCGAUGCCACGUUAGAUAACGCCAACACCUACAACAGCAAUUUGGUAAAGCACGUGAUAAACAAAACCGGGACUCCAAAACAUCCUGGGAUUGCUGUUAGUACAUACAUUUAUGAGCUGUAUAAUGAAGACAUUAAGUCCGGUCCUCUGUCCGAGAAGAACUGGGGAUUGUUCGAUGCAGACGGGAGACCUGUGUAUAUCCUACGCCUCACUGGAUCAGGAUCUGUGCUAGCAAAUGAUACCACAAACGACACGUUUUGUAUUGCGAAAGAAGGGGCUGAUCAUAAAAUGCUGCAGGCUGCUCUCGAUUGGGCUUGUGGACCGGGGAAAGUGGUUUGUUCGCCAUUGAUGCAGGGAGGACCGUGCUAUGAACCUGAUACCGUGGCAGCUCACGCCACAUAUGCUUUCGACGCUUAUUAUCAGAAGAUGGGGAAGGCCCCCGGGACUUGUGACUUUAACGGGGUGGCUACUGUAACUACAACUAACCCUAGCCACGGUUCAUGUCUAUUCGGGAGAGGCGGGAAAAAUGGCACGUUUUUGAACAGCACAGCUUCGGGCAUAGGUGCUAACAUCACGUCAGGCUCCCAAACGACGCAGAACUUGAACUUCAAGUCCUUCGUGGCACACAUCAUGCUCGGGAUUUUAGGAUGGAGCGCGACUCUCUUGUAGCCAGCCUGCAUAUAGGCUGCACGAGUUAUAAUUGAAUGUAGUGUUGUUGAUCGUAUUGAAAGGGGAGGUAGGAUGAUGGAGCCUAGCCUUGGGGGGUGGUCUUCUUGAUGAGCAAAAUUUUGGUGAGAAUAUGGUCAUUUUUUUGUACAGAACCAGUUUACAUUUGGAAACAGGCUUUCCUUGGGUAGUUGAAUGCAUUCAAAUUGGGUACUAAAAUAACUUCUUUUUUUGGUUGUUGUAUUUUGGUACAUUUGAAUGUUCUUGAGCUGCAG
This is a messenger RNA of Ipomoea nil (Japanese morning glory), 2197 nucleotides long. RefSeq names its product glucan endo-1,3-beta-glucosidase 2-like. The transcript is spliced from 4 exons. Bases 429 to 1925 code for a protein of 498 amino acids. The record is from RefSeq and is a predicted model, not a curated record. Gene Ontology annotation, biological process: carbohydrate metabolic process. Lineage: Eukaryota; Viridiplantae; Streptophyta; Magnoliopsida; Solanales; Convolvulaceae. Gene Ontology annotation, cellular component: plasma membrane. Gene Ontology annotation, molecular function: hydrolase activity, hydrolyzing O-glycosyl compounds.